Messenger RNA from Annulohypoxylon maeteangense, 1348 nucleotides. RefSeq lists its product as uncharacterized. The record is from RefSeq and is a predicted model, not a curated record. NCBI's taxonomy places the organism in Eukaryota, Fungi, Ascomycota, Sordariomycetes, Xylariales, Hypoxylaceae. The transcript has 2 exons. The coding region runs from base 232 to 1059 and encodes 275 amino acids.
GGCCUAUUUUCAAGACAGCGACCAGUUACAAUUAUAAAGUUAACUACUAGAUAGAUACUUUGUAUAACGAUUAACAAUUUCUUAUUUCUUGUUUAUCUCUAUCAACCAAUGUCAAAAUAAGCCUCCGGGACAUUUCUAAGAUAACUACUCCUAAUCAAUUAGCAUUGUAUAAUAUCAUACACAUUCUUCUUUCUAUAUUGUCAACCUUCCCCCAGUUCCAAUUCCCUAAAUAUGACCGUGUUCAAUAUCAAGCAGACGUCUUCGGCAGUCGAGUCUUGCUGCACCUGUGCGACUCUCCUUAGCAAAGUCCCCCGAUAUAGCAACUCGGAGAAGCCUCUACCCCAUGAUCGCCACUUAGAGUGCUGCCGGAGAAUAAUAUGCGGACACUGUCGUAAUACCAACCCCCGCUUCAACACCUACUGCCCCUACUGCCAAAUCUCAUUAACAGACACGAGUCUCCCACAAGGUCUAAAAGACCCGCCAUCAUACGAAUCCUCAAUCGCAACCAGUUCCAAGAAGCCCGUCUCCGCAGCCCCGCCACCCUACAUGCCUCCGAUAAACCAAACGAGCCCAGACUUAUUAGACGAGAAGUCCGUCCCUCUUGGCUCUUCCGAACUAGCCGAAGACACCCUGCACUUCCUAGACCACGCACACGACUCCGUCUCCUCGCUCUCUCUGCGCUACGGCGUCCCCGCGCCCGCCCUCAGACGAGCGAACAACAUCACAAGCGACCACCUGAUCCUAGGCCGGCGGACUGUGAUAAUACCCGGGGAAUACUACAAAGGGGGCGUGAGCCUCUCGCCGCGGCCGAUCGAGGGCGAGGAAGAGGAAGCUCGGAAAUCCAAGAUACGACGAUGGAUGGUAGCGUGCAAAGUGCACGAAUACGACGUCGCGGUGCUAUAUCUAGGGCAAGCCGGGUACGACCUCGACAUGGCGACGGAGGCCUUCUUUGCAGACGAGGCGUGGGAGCUAGCGCACCCCGUCGAAGCAGCGAAGAGAGGCAAACGGGUUGCUAAAUAUGCAAAUAAUAGGAGUGCAUUUCGGAGAGGACAUAGGUAAUAGAAGAUUCAUCAACUAAUUGGUAAAAGUAGGUUAGACCACGAGGUUUGGCCUUUUGUAUUGUACAUAUAAGUAUCACAUGUGCAUAUCUCGCAUCUGGGGGUUACUUAGGCACUUUUAUAAGACCUGAGGGUUUCAAGUUUUAAUGGACAUCAACACUGACCAUUAAGCUAUCUUGAUUUGGUAUCAAAAUCCGAGGAAAUCUCUGCGGAUAUAAUAAUAUGACUCCUUAUUACUCCAUGCGCCAUUCCCAAGCCUUUCAUCAGAAUGCCGAUCGAGUUCGUACGUC